GCGGCAGCGAUGGGCUCUCAGAUAAAUGGGCAAUUUGAUUCUCAUAAGACUUUACAAGCUUUGGUGUGGUAUGCUGCUGUUACAUUACUCUGCAGGGCGCAUGUGGAUAUAGAGACAAAAAUGAACCAAAAGGCAGAGGUGGGCAGCAAUGCAACCUUGAGAUGUGUCCUGAGGAAGCCACAUGACAUCAUACAAGUUACAUGGCAGAAGAAAACAAGCCCAUCCCCUGAAAAUGUGGCUACUUACCAGAAAAAUUCUUCAAAGGUUCAAAACCCAUACCGGGGGCGAUUAGACAUUACAGGCACAUCACUGGAUGAUACAGCCAUCACUUUUUGGGGAGUUAGAAUCCAGGACAAUGGAUGCUAUAAGUGCCUCUUUAACACCUUUCCAGCUGGAUCCUUUGGAAAGGAAACUUGCUUGACUGUUUAUGAACCACUCAGGAUAUCUGUCAGCUACAGCCUCUCUGAAGGUCAUCUGAUGGCCAACUGUUCUGCUAGUGGCUGGCCUCGUCCUACUAUCACUUGGCUUGGGCUAGAAAAUCAGAAUAAGAAGACAGAAGAGGAAGUCAGUGACCUGAAUGGAACAGUGCUUGUUACUAGUCACCUCUAUAUCAACAACUCUGAAAGCCUAGUUGGGCAAAAUCUCACCUGCAGAGCAAGUUCCAUGGAUGAAGACAAAAUCUCAUCUGUGAAAGUGGAAGGGAAAUGGUCACAUUCAGUUCCUGUAGCAGUUUCAGUAGUGUGUGUUGUCAUACUUCUGGUCGUGAUUCUGAUAGUGGUGUGCUGGAGGAGACACAAGACAAAGCAAAGUGGGCUCCCUUUAAAGAGAGGAGCAGCGAACUGACCUGCGAACUGACUAGCGAACUGCUUGCAAACUGUCCUGUUUGCUUCUCCCCAUUUGCUGCUGUUCACUACCAUUGGCUUCUAUUGAUGCAUUGUCUGUACCUUUUCUCUUACACUGGACUUCAUUCUUAUACCUGUCAUGCCCUCUGCUAUUAACUCUAAAAAUUUUUGGUUUACAAAUGCACACAUGCAUAUAAGAACAGUAUAUUUGUUAGUAAAUCAGCAGGGAAGACUUAGCAACUGAUAUUAGUAUGACAAAACUAAUUUUAGAGGCAAAAUUCAGACCUUUUAUUAUGGAGAAAUCCAGUGGUGCCAGAAAAAGCAGAGGGUUAAUUUUCCAAAGUUUCAAUUCCUUCAGUACCUGUGUAAUAGGGCUGCUGAUUUGAUUUGGAGGAGAUUCGGCCUGAUUCAGUGGAGAAACAGGAUCCAGGAGACCAAUUAAAUUAUUCAAACCGAUUAGAAGCUCUCUGAAUCAAUUUGGAAAAGAUUCAGAGAGCUUCGGCAAUUCAGGCAGUCCCCACUCGCUGCCACAGGGAGCUGGACCUGGAUUCCAUGCUGGUAGGUAGGGGGAGGGAAGCCUGGAGGAGUG
Molecule: messenger RNA, 1431 nt
Organism: Gavialis gangeticus (Gharial)
Lineage: Eukaryota; Metazoa; Chordata; Crocodylia; Gavialidae
Product: OX-2 membrane glycoprotein-like
Exons: 7
Coding region: 10-843 (277 amino acids)
Molecular function (GO): cell-cell adhesion mediator activity
Source: RefSeq, a predicted model, not a curated record